AUGGCCGGACCUGAGAACGUUCAGAUGGGAGGCGUCCCGCCUAGCCCAGGCACCGAGGGACCUUCCACCAGCACCAGACCUAUGCCCUCUACCGCAGAGCAGGUCAUCAAGCGUCUUAAGGAACUCGAGGACGAGGCUCAGCAAACCCAGGAUCAGAUUUUCGCCAUUUCGACUGCGUCUAAGUCGACCGUCAAGUUCCCGGCACCGGAGCGCUAUGGAGGAGGAAAGGCAGAGCUUGGAGGAUUCUUGAUCCAGCUCAAGACCUAUUUUCGUCAAUACCCAGACCAGUUCACCAACGAAGAGUCGAAGGUGAUCUUCGCGGCUACCCGACUCAAGGAGGUGUUUGGGGAGUACGAUGAGGCAAGGCGCGCGCAGGGGAGGCUCGCAAGCCUGCGUCAGACGCGCUCAGCGGCUGACUACGCGGCUCAAUUCAAGAUCGACAGCCUGCGUAGCACCAUCAACGAUGAGGGAUUGAUGCAGCUCUUCUACAACGGCCUCAAGGAAGAGGUGAAGGAUGAGUUGUACAAGGAGUCGAGGCCCGACACUAUCGACAAGUACAUCGCCAUGGCCAUACGGAUCGACGAUCAGCAGUUCCAGCGUCGUACGGAGAGGAGAGGCAACAAUCGAGGACACUUUGGCAAUAACCGUCCCAACGACAAGCGCAGACGGAAACAUCCCAGCACCAGCUACUCCGGCACUACACACUCAGGACCGAUGGACGUCGAUGCUAUUCAGCAACAGAGGUCGCAAGGCCGGGGCCAGGGCAGAGACAACCUCAAGUGUUUCAACUGCGGCAAGGCAGGACACUUCAAAAAGGACUGUAGGGCACCCAAGCGACUCGGAUGGAAAAAGGAGAUCGCGUCAACCACCACAUCGAAGGGACCGAGGGUUGUGGAGGUCGCAGCCAUUGGGUACCAGCAAGACGAAGCGGUAAGCUUCGAGGAGGACUCCUACUGGCACGCCGAACAAGAGGAAGCAGAGUUCCAGGAGCUGCGGGAAGCAGUGGAAAGGCUGAAGGCGGAGCACGAAGAAGGAGAUCUUCAGAUACAGGCAUUACUGGAGCAAGUGGCACGAGUCACUACAGAAAUCGCCACGGAGGUCACUAAGGACGAUAACCCCACGCAAUGGGAGGGACCUACCCGGUGGACGAUACCAGGGAAGCAAUACGGCAAGCACAGGAUCGCCGUCAUACAAGCAUGGCCUAAGAAGCUCGAGUAUAAGAGCUGGGAAGAAUACUGGAAGGAUAAGAAGGUCGCCAGCAUUGGGAUCGCGAAGUUACCAGGAGAUACACCCACACUCACGAGGUAUAUACCCUGUGAAGGAGAUACGGCACAACUUCACCCCAGGUAUCCGGAGCAUCGGAGAGUACCUUGGUUCCAGUGUAUUACGCACGGAUGUGUGGAGCACCACCAAAGCAAGUCGCUACACGGCCACUGGCCGGUACGCAAGGUGGGCAAGGAAGGCAAGCCACAGCCAGUUAGGAAGACGAUGGCAAGAUGGGAAAAAGCCAAUGAGGAGUUGGACGACUACCUGUUGUGGAAGACAGGAAAAGCAGCUCAACUGGAGAACGGGUUACAAGUAAUCCAGUUCACGCCGAGGUGGGCAGCAUGCUGCCUCGGGUACACAAACGAGAGGUACACGGUUGAUAGCGAAGUCUUGGGGUUAGGGAUGGCACUGCGGUGGUGCUCAACUCCAGACUGCGCGCUGCAUUUACGGCAGAAGGUCAGGCAAUACCACCAGGCCACCGAGCCUAAGGCAUCGGCCAAGCAGCGAAGGUACUAUCAAAGGUGUGCUCGACAAAAUGCCAGGAAAGUAAGAGACGGAAGAUGGGAGGAAGCUAGGCGGGUAUGGUUGAAAGACUUCGUGUUGCUGGACAACCCGGGGCAGGAGGACGCUCUUGAACGACAUAACCGCUUGGGAAACGACUCGCGGCCCUUCGCGCGGGCCGGCAACCUCUAA
Molecule: messenger RNA, 1959 nt
Organism: Podospora pseudocomata
Lineage: Eukaryota; Fungi; Ascomycota; Sordariomycetes; Sordariales; Podosporaceae
Exons: 3
Coding region: 1-1959 (652 amino acids)
Molecular function (GO): zinc ion binding; nucleic acid binding
Source: RefSeq, a predicted model, not a curated record